Gongylonema pulchrum is the source of this 480-nucleotide messenger RNA. NCBI's taxonomy places the organism in Eukaryota, Metazoa, Nematoda, Chromadorea, Rhabditida, Gongylonematidae. The record is from the annotation of a GenBank genome assembly.
GGUGAUGAAGGAGUUCCGCAGAAAUCGCUGUCAUCAGCACAACUUCAUGCUUGUCAGGUUGAUAAUGUGGACGAUGAACAUAAUCGUAAAUGUGCUGCGAUGGAUGUUCCAACAGAAAAUCUGGAAAAUUUUCCACAGUUUUUACCGUCUAAAACGCCACAAAAGGGGACAAAUUCCCAGAAAGAUGGUCAGUUGUUGUCCGGUGUGGCAAAACUCAUUCCUUUGUCGCCGGUACAAUCGCUGGUCACUGAGUCGUCAUAUAUCCUAAAAAAUGCUACAGCUACAUAUGUUCAGCAAGCGGUAGCAGCAGCAGCAGCAGCUGGAGUAACACCACUGCAUCAUCCACUAGCAGAAUCUGCUUCGCUGCAACCACUACCUGCACUUUCUCGGUCAUCACCUCUGAUCAGCAGUGGUACCACUGCAGCAGCCGCAGCAGCUGCUGCUGCAGCAGUAGCACUGGUAACUGCAAUUCCUCCUUCG